AUGCUUUCCCCCGUUAUCUUCGAGGCUCAAGAUCUCCAAGACUUUGAUAUUGGUGGCCCUGUAGCAACAUCCGUAUAUAGUAUCUACUUCAAAGCUCCGGAUGACCUUGGAAGUUCCUCCUCCUACCUGUGGACCUGGAGUCGCUCUCUCUGGAUCUCGUAUAUAGAAGUAUUGACUCUCUGUACCUUACUGCUGUACACCAUGACCAACCUACGAAAGUGGGUUGGACUGGACUUAAAAACGAGGGAUGAUCAUUUAAUUCCAAAGAGAGCCAAUUCCGAAGUCAAAUUAUUGUCACUUGGGAAUUGUUUCUUGGUCAUUCUUGGAGCUGCUACUCAACAAGACGUACAGAUAAGGACGAAGGUGUGUUCACUGCGAGUACUGCUGGUUGUUCUUCUUAUUUUCAACUCCUUGAUGAUGACUUCUUACACAUCUGUGCUAGUCAGUCGCCUGACAGUAGGCAACACUCACUCUUACUUCACCAGCCUAGAGGACAUUCCUGACAUGGAGUCUGUCUACCUCAGCAUGAGAACCAACAGUGCUGUCAUCUCCAUGUUCCAGGUAUUGUUCCUCUCAGUCACCUCACACUGUAGGCAACUCUCAUUCUUACUUCACCAGUAUUGUUCCUCUCAGUCACCUCACACUGUAGGCAACUCUCAUUCUUACUUCACCAGCCUAGAGGACAUUCCUGACAUGGAGUCUGUCUACCUCAGCAUGAGAACCAACAGUGCUGUCAUCUCCAUGUUCCAGGUAUUGUUCCUCUCAGUCACCUCACACUGUAGGUAUUGUUCCUCUCAGUCACCUCACACUGUAGGCAACUCUCAUUCUUACUUCACCAGCCUAGAGGACAUUCCUGACAUGGAGUCUGUCUACCUCAGCAUGAGAACCAUCAGUACUGUCAUCUCCAUGUUCCAGGUAUUGUUCCUCUCAGUCACCUCACACUGUAGGUAUUGUUCCUCUCAGUCACCUCACACUGUAGGCAACUCUCAUUCUUACUUCACCAGCCUAGAGGACAUUCCUGACAUGGAGUCUGUCUACCUCAGUAUGAGGACCAACAGUGCUGUCAUCUCCAUGUUCCAGGUAUUGUUCCUCUCAGUCACCUCACACUGUAGGUAUUGUUCCUCUCAGUCACCUCACACUGUAGGCAACUCUCAUUCUUACUUCACCAGCCUAGAGGACAUUCCUGACAUGGAGUCUGUCUACCUCAGUAUGAGGACCAACAGUGCUGUCAUCUCCAUGUUCCAGGUGAACGACUCCUCAAAAGAGUUGUUGCCUCGAUGGAACAAUGUUAUCAACAAAGGUCCUUGCCACCCUGACCCUAGGUCCACUGAGGACAUGGCAAGUAACAUAUGCAAGGACCAAUGUCUCAUAUUUGAGUCAGACAACAUCAUGAGUCGUCUGCUAGUGGCUGGCAGAGAUUGUGUCAUGCUGCGUAUCAGACCCAAAAAAGUCUUCUCCCAGAUCAGCAUCAUGUUCAAGAAACACUUUGCUUACUCCAAGAUCCUCAGGCAACAGAUACUCAAGAUGAAAAACACAGGCAUACUUGACUUGUUGGAGAAAAGAUUCCUUUUUGAGAAAGACAUUUCUCCAGGACCACAGAAAUACCAGGAAGUAACCAUUGGCCAUGUAAAAGCUCUGGUCGUAGUGUACGCUGCUGCCUUGCUCAUCUCAUGUAUCCUACUAUUUGUGGAAAAGGCUAUCGGGAAGAAAAUGGUGUUGGUAGCUGGUUGGAAAAACCAUAGAAAACCAUGAGGGAUUUUACGAUGCUGUAGUAGUAUACCAAAAUGAUUUUGACAUAGUUUAGCAUGUAAAAUGUCCAGUGUAA
This is a messenger RNA of Macrosteles quadrilineatus (aster leafhopper), 1825 nucleotides long. RefSeq lists its product as uncharacterized. The transcript has 11 exons. The record is from RefSeq and is a predicted model, not a curated record. Gene Ontology annotation, cellular component: membrane. Gene Ontology annotation, molecular function: ligand-gated monoatomic ion channel activity. The coding region runs from base 1 to 1752 and encodes 583 amino acids. Lineage: Eukaryota; Metazoa; Arthropoda; Insecta; Hemiptera; Cicadellidae.